This is a messenger RNA of Anthostomella pinea, 912 nucleotides long. The record is from the annotation of a GenBank genome assembly. Lineage: Eukaryota; Fungi; Ascomycota; Sordariomycetes; Xylariales; Xylariaceae.
AUGCAUUGGUGGAGCGUUUUAGUGGUUGCGCUGGCGGCGCCAGUCUGGUCUCGCAGCCACGGCCACGGCCACGGCCAUCAGCACGCAAAGGUCAAGGAAUCUGUGACGUCCCGAGCGACGACACCAGGACGAGCGGUCUGGAUGUGGAAUUCGGACCUGAUCCAGGAGGACGCCGAGGUGGAGCAGUUCCUGUCUUUCGCCGAAACCAACACCAUGAAUACCGUCUACGCACUCAUUGACCGCGACAUGGGCAACGCCGUCUUCGAGAGCUUCAUUUCCAAGUGCCAUGCGAAAGGGAUAGCCGUUGAGGCCCUGAUGGGCAACUCGCUCUGGAUCAUUGAGGCAGGGGACCCCACGUUGGAAUCACAGCUCGAAUGGAUUGAGCAAUACCAGGGCAAUGCGACUGCAGAUGCCUCAUUUGCCGGGAUUCAUAUGGAUGUCGAGCCUUGGGGUCUUGACGAAUGGGAGCUGAAUCAGGGGACCUACAUCGCAAGACUACAGUCCAUCGUGACUCAGGUCACUUCGCUGGGUAAAGCACUUGGGUUACCAGUUUCUGCAGACCUACCUUACUGGGCAUACACGAUUACGUGCCCAACUACGGGACAGACUCUGGAUACCUGGAUGCUCGACAACUUGGACACGGCUACGUUCAUGACGUACCGCAACACGGCGGCUGAGCUUAUCGACAUUGCGUCCAAGGUCCUCGAAGCUGGCAAUGCGGCCGGCAAGCCUGUCUGGCUGGCUGUCGAGACUGUAGACGCGGCCGAUGCGCUUCUGAUCAGCUACUUUGGCAAGACAGUUUCCGCCCUUUAUGAGGAUCUGGCAUCCGUCCAUGCCAAGGCAGCCACGUAUGCGAGCUUUGCAGGCAUUGCUAUCCAUGACUACGGUGGACUCAAGGCACUUGGCUCAUGA